GGAGUUGAGAGAAGUGCCGCUCGGCAAAAUAGAUCAAGUAGACGCAUGUGGGAGCGGAGCGCACAGGAAGGCGGAAUAUACGCAGUAACAGUAGCUCAGUCCGCAAAGCAGAGAGUUUUAUUGACCCGGGAUUUAGAAAAAGAAGACAUAUAGAGAGAAGGAGAGAGGAGGAGAUUUAAAGUGCUCUACUUUCCUGUCGGGGUGUUUCUGGGCUAUCUGCCCGCACCCUCAACCAGAAAACGCAGCCUUUGCGGAAUAGUCACAUUGAAGACGACACGUGUGGAUGCGUAACCACAUGUUUCCCGGGAGGACUGCGGUCUGAUUUCUUUUUGUAGCCACAUUGUUUUUUUUGUUUUUUUGUAUUUCUUUUCUCAACUCGGAUGAUGUCAGAGGUGGAUGUCUCCGCAGACUGUGACCCCAGCAGCCGCCCACCGGGGCGGACAGAGGACAUGUUGAAAGAGAACCAGGAGAACAGGACUUUACUGAUGGUGGCAAUGGUUCUGUUGGACUUAAACAAGUACAACCCGAACGCCAUCAGCGCUGGAGACGGCAGAUGUCUCGGCGGCAGCGACGCAGGAGCGCAGGAGAAGGUGGAGCGGGGGGGUUGCCGGUUGAAUGCCGGCGGGGACGGCCGGGGAUCGGGUGCACCCAAACAGUCCCGAAGAAAGAAGGUGGUGGCGGUGAGACAGGAGUCUCCUGAGAAGAGACACUGCUGUCCUUUUACCGGCUGUGGGAAGAUGUACGGAAAGUCAUCCCACCUUAAAGCCCACCUAAGGGUGCACACCGGUGAGCGCCCCUUUGAGUGCACCUGGCCAGACUGUGGCAAGAAGUUCUCCAGAUCAGACGAGCUGACGCGUCACUACCGCACGCACACGGGCGAGAAGCGCUUCAACUGUCCGAUGUGUGACAAGUGCUUCAUCAGGAGCGACCACCUGACUAAACAUGCCCGGCGACACGCAGGCUUCCAUCCCAGCAUGCUCCAGGGCUCCAGUGCGGCCAAGAGACGCCGCAUGUCCGUGUCCUCAUCUGACUCUGGAGACCGAAGCCCUGUUGGGGUGUGAGACACGCCCGUACUGCUGUACAGUACGUACACAAAGGUACAGGCAGCAGAUACAGAGGCACACA
Molecule: messenger RNA, 1125 nt
Organism: Etheostoma cragini (Arkansas darter)
Lineage: Eukaryota; Metazoa; Chordata; Actinopteri; Perciformes; Percidae
Gene: klf9
Product: Kruppel-like factor 9
Exons: 2
Coding region: 381-1061 (226 amino acids)
Biological process (GO): regulation of transcription by RNA polymerase II
Molecular function (GO): RNA polymerase II cis-regulatory region sequence-specific DNA binding; DNA-binding transcription factor activity, RNA polymerase II-specific
Source: RefSeq, a predicted model, not a curated record